GUAGCGGUUGAAAUUCUUGGAAGCGCGAGAGCUUACCAGACGAGAAGAGGAACAGAAGAAGAGUUGUUUAAUUCGGUUCGAGUAAACCUUAAAAUCCUCCUAAAAUUCAACAGAAGAAACCAUCUGGUACUAGAAUCAUUUGUUCAAUGAGAGGAGCUUUGAAGUGAGCAGUGACAUUAGAAAAUAGCCGAUCCUUGUCUGGUUUUAGUUGUCUAUGAAAGAAUAUGCAAGCUCGCUCCUUUUCUUUCCUUUCCUGUCGUGAAUGAUAAUGAGCCAAGAAGGCCAAAGGAUGGGAAACAAGGCAAGCAGUGGUGUUUCUGGUGAAAAGAACAAUACCAGUAAUGUCGUGUCUGAGUCAUGUGUUAACCCAAGAGAAGAUGGAAUGAACAAGACCAGCAGUGACGGGUCUGAAUCAUGUGUAAACACAAGAGAAGAUGGAAUAAACAAGACCAGUAGUGAAGGGUCUGAAUCAUGUGUAAACCCAAGGGAAGAUGGAAUAAACAAGACCAGUAGUGAAGGGUAUGAAUCAUGUGUAAACCCAAGGGGAGAUGGAAUGAACAAGACCAGUUGUGACGGGUCUGGAUCAUGUGUAAACACAAGAGAAGUUGGAAUGAACAAGACCAGUAGUGACGGGUCUGGGUCAUGUGUAAACACAAGAGAAGUUGGAAUGAACAAGACCAGUAGUGACGGGUCUGGAUCAUGUGUAAACCCAAGAGAAGAUAGAAUAAACAAGACCAGUAGUGAAGGGUCUGAAUCAUGUGUAAACCCAAGGGAAGAUGGAAUGAACAAGACCAGUAGUGACGGGUCUGGAUCAUGUGUAAACCCAAGAGAAGAUGGAAUGAACAAGACCAGUAGUGACGGGUCUGGAUCAUGUGUAAACACAAGAGAAGAUAGAAUGAACAAGACCAGUAGUGACGGGUCUGGGUCAUGUGUAAACACAAGAGAAGUUGGAAUGAACAAGACCAGUAGUGACGGGUCUGGAUCAUGUGUAAACCCAAGAGAAGAUGGAAUAAACAAGACCAGUAGUGAAGGGUCUGAAUCAUGUGUAAACCCAAGGGAAGAUGGAAUAAACAAGACCAGUAGUGACGGGUCUGGAUCAUGUGUAAACACAAGAGAAGAUAGAAUGAACAAGACCAGUAGUGACGGGUCUGGAUCAUGUGUAAACACAAGAGAAGUCGGAAUGAACAAGACCAGUAGUGACCGGUCUGGAUCAUGUGUAAACCCAAGGGAAGAUGAAAUGAGCAAGGCCAGUAGUCACUGUUCUGUAUUGAUUAACCCUGAAACUAGAGACGUAACGUGCGGAGCCAGCCAGAGAAGCUUCUCAAACAGUAGCACUGGAUCUUCCUCGAGUAUUCUUUCGAAUAAGAUUCCAAAAAAAGGAAGAAAAGCUACCGAAAAGCCAAAACUUCGCGCAAAAGGUUUCGAGCAAGGAGGUAGGGGAAAAAACUUCUCUACAAACAGUUGCGAAUCUGUUUCAAGAAUAACAUCGAGUCAAAAUCCGAAGAAACAAAGAUCAGCCAGGGUAAAGCGUGCAUUUGACGAAAAGUUCGUUAGGAAAGGUGCCAAGGAAGGUCACGUUUUAACAAACAGUGGCAAGACUACCUUCCGAAAUACUUUGAGUCAAAAUCCGAGGAAGAAAGAACCCCGGGGACGAAAUAAUUCUAACAGAGUCAACACAUCUGUUUCUGGUCGGAAGCACGAACAGCGACCUCAGUCAGCAGAACAUGGUGGAAAUGAAACUGCAAAUUGUACUGGUGCAACACCACCGGCGCCAUUUCUUGGGAAAAGGAGACCUGAUUCAAUUUCCAACAGCAAAUUGCCAAACCAGGACACGUCCUUGCCGGAUUUGAAUUUCAAAAGUGAAAAUGUGCUUUCUGCAUUUAUACCUUCGCACUCCUCAAGCGACUCGGCGUCUUUAACAGAUUGCCAGGCAUACUUGAAAAAGACAUUGGCUAACUGUUGUUACACAGUCACAAAGGAUGAGCUGUGUCCCGGUGAGGUUCUUCUGGUAUUUCCGGGAAAGCAUGAUAUGGAAAAGGCGUUGGCGAUUCUUCGGGGAAGGAUUGGUGAGGACGGAUUAAGGAUUCACCUAUUGGAUCCCGUGGUCCAGUUGAAAAGACAACUAGUUCUGAAACAAAAACAGGUUAUUGCUCAACACACGCGAAAAUGCAACUCUGUUAAUCAGUCCAUCGAAAAGAUUUCCGGAAAAGGCAAAGGAAAAGGCAAAAGUAAGUUUAUUGAUGUGAGUUUGUUUAAUAUGAAGGAGACCUUGGUUCAGAAACAACAUGAGCUCGAAAGACAGAAGGAAGAAUUCACUUCCUUUUGCGAAAUUGCCCUUGCUUCUCUUGACAGCUUAAGAGACGACCUUCAUGAGCUUAUGACAAUUUCCAAUCGCUUUAACAGAGAAAAGCGAAGGCUUGAGUCGGCACUACCGAUUUACGCCAGGAAGUCUCAAAUCAUACAGACCAUCAAAGACAAUCAAGUAACUGUAUUGAUUGGCGAAACAGGUUCAGGUAAAAGUACCCAGAUAGGGCAAUACCUUUAUGAUGCUGGCCUUGCAGAUAAGAGACAAAUUGUCUGCACUCAACCACGAAAAGUUGCAGCGACUUCCCUUGCUCAACAAGUUUCAAGGGAGAUGGGUCAGAAGGUAGGGAAACUCGUGGGCUACAUGGUAGGCUCGCAAAAACAUGUUGGACCAGCGACCCGAUUACAAUAUACCACGGACCAUGCACUCCUGAUGGAAUGUAUAAAAGACAACACCCUGUCCAAAUACUCGUGCAUAAUCAUCGACGAGGCCCACGAGAGAAGUGUCAACACAGAUUUGCUUAUCGGUAUGAUCAAGCAUACUUUACCCAAACGACCAGAUCUGAAAGUUAUCAUUACAUCUGCCACCAUCAAUCCUAAACUCUUUCAAGAUUACUUUGGUGGAUGCCCAGUCGUCGAAGUGUCAGGAAGAACAUUUCCAGUUGAGGUUGUCUGGAAGCAGGGGGAUUCUUCUCUCAACAGUGGCAGUGAUUAUGUUUCCGAGGCGAUCGAUAAAGUUCUAGAGAUUCACAGAACUGAGGAACCGGGUGAUGUAUUGGUUUUUCUUACUUGCCCUGCGGAAAUCGAUCGCGCUGUAACUAAAGUUUGCAGCAAGGUGAAUCCGCUCGAAGUCAUUUGUCUCCCACUUCAUGGAAAAUUAUUGCAGGAAGACCAACAGAAAGUGUUUCAACAGUUUCCAGGAAAAAGAAAGGUUGUGUUUUCUACAAACUGUGCGGAGACGUCUAUUACCAUUCCAGGAGUGAAGUUUGUGGUGGACACCGGAAUGGCGAAGGAGAUGAAGUACGAAGAGAAACGCGGGCUCAACAUCUUAGAGGUGUCCGUUAUCAGUCGAAGCUCCGCUGACCAACGUAAGGGUCGCGCCGGACGCACUGAUAGCGGUAAAUGUUACCGUUUAUACACGGAGAAAGAUUACACAGCAAUGGAAAAGUGUGCGCAGCCAGAGAUUCUACGAGUACACCUUGGGCAGACCUUAGUGAAGUUGAUGGACUUGGGAAUCAGUGACCCCUUUAAGUUCGACUACGUUGAAGCGCCGUCUAAGGAAUCGAUUAACCGAGCUGUAGCCUCACUUGUCCAGCUAGGAGCUAUAAAGAACGGUUCUUUGACUGAACUUGGAAGAAAGCUGAGUAAAGUCCCUCUCGAGCCUCGCCUUGGGAGAUUACUUUUUGAAGGUAUUGAUAGUCAAGUUGGUCUCGAGUGCUUGGUUCUCUGCUCUGUCGCUACCGUCAACGGAAGCGUCUUUUUUCGAAUGGGCACUGAAGAUGAAAAAAAAGAAGCCGAUAUGCACAAGUUCGAGUUUUGCCAAUCCGAAGGUGACUUUCUCACUCUUCUUGCCGUGUACAAGGAGUGGUGGAAUGAGGAUCCCAGGGACAGAGGGCGGUGGUGCUUCGAGAAAAGCUUGAACGCGAAGGCAUUGCGUCUUGCAGAGGACACCAUGAGAGAUUUAAAAUUUUCUCUUGAGCAUGAUCUGUCUAUUAAGAAUGCGAGAACCUGGAAAUGGUCUCCUUUGGAUGAUGCAGUAGUCAACGAGACUCUUCAGAAAAUCGUAAUGUCAUGUUUCUCAGAAAACCUUUGUGUCUUUUCAGGACAUAGCAGAGUAGGAUACAAGAACCUUUAUGAUGGAGAGUACGUUCAGCUUCAUCCAUCAUCUGCUAUCAAUUUCAUUGGAACGGAGCCUAAGUUUCUCGUGUACGAGAAAACACUAAGGACCACACAAGAUUUCAUAAUUAAUGUCACCCCAAUCGAGGAGGCAUGGCUUCUAGACGCGGUUGACAGAAAUAGUAUCCAACUCGAUCUUGAGAAUCUUGAAGAAGAGAUUCUUCGACCGUUCACCAUCAAAUGCAGUGAGAAGUUGAGACGAAUGAUGCUCUUGCCAUCAAAAGAAAAACUUCAAUCGCUGCAACAAAGAGUAUCCACUAUAUGCGACGGAAGCAAGGUGUACAUAGAAUGCAAAGCAGAUCAUGGGGUAAUUAAAACCUUUAUUCCAACGAAGCAUCACAAGACAGCUGCUGAAGUUAUCAAUAAGGUUCUUGAUGAAGGAAGACAGCAACUUCAGAGAGAGGAAAAAGAGAUCCCUCUCAAUCAGACUUCGCGUGUACGGUUCGUUGUUGGCAAAGGUCUUGCAGUACAACAGAUCCUGAUGGAAGAUAUGUAUCGCUCUGUUGUCGUUAGGAAGAUUGGGGAAUUAACUCCGGAGCAAAUUCUUUCUAAUCUCAAUAGCUACGGCGGACUUGUUGAAUAUUCUGUUAAAAACGAGACGUUAUUCGCCAUGUACGAGGACGCAGAGCAAGCAAUGAAAGCAGUGGCGGAAUCAUCUGUUGCCUAUGGUUUUCGUGUAUGGCCUUACAACGAAUUCCAGGGGCCUUCACCAUGCAGAAGGGAAAAAACGUUUAAAAUAAAGGUCAGCUGGAAUAGACGAAUUGAAAGCGGUCGUGCCAAGGUGGAUUUUACUUUUGACCGUGACAAUUUGUAUAAAGUCAUGAGCAUCCUUCCGGCCAAUGGCCAAAGGCCGCGUCCACUUCUGAUCGGAAAUACCACUGCCAAGGUUCAAAAAGACAAAUGGGAUGCGAAUUCAAUUUUUAUCCAAAAUCUAAAUCAAGGUGAGAAAAUAACCAAGAAUGACAUCAAACUUGCGUUGGAAUGCCUGUCUCCAUCAAUAGGUAUCACAAACCCUGAGCAACAAAUACAAAUCCACUACCAGAGAAGACCAAAAACCACAGAUGAAGAGCUAGACUCACAGAAAGAAGAAUUAAAAAAACUGGUCAUGAAGAUCCUUGAUGACGAUGCGUCCUUUGAGGUCUCGCUAAGGAAUCCAAACCAAGCCUUCACAGCCUUCGCAAUAAUAUAUUUCCGUGAUCCUAUUGAAGGGGCAAAUGUGGCAAAAGAGCUAGAUGGUAUCACAACAUCUCGUCUGGAAGACUGGGAUGUGGAGUUAAAGAUUACCUGUUUCUUGAAGACAUGCCUUACCUGUCCACAAUACAUAUAUGACGUUAUUGAGCCAGGGGUAAAGGAUGUCAUUAAUGACUUGAGGCAAGAGUGUGCGUCGGAGUGUGGCUGCCGUCUCACAGUCGAUCUGCUCCAACCAAAGGAAGGUUCAAAGCGUGUGGCACUGCAAGUACAGAGUGAGUGUAUGACUCACUACCUCGAGGCCAUCAAAUACUUAAAUAGCUCCUUUCAAGGCGAUAAGGUCGACUUACAGGAGACUUGCUCUCAGAGGGCGAUCAAAAGUGCAGCGUUCAGAAGAAAACUUCGAGAGAUCGAACAGGCGACAAAGACGGUGCUACGUGCCGCGCCAAGUGGCGACGCUAUCCACGUGUAUGGAACUAGUGAUCACCGUGAGCAGGCUGCGCAAGAGAUACAAGCAUUUCUGCUGGACAUGAUUCUGACUGGCAGCAAGACUGAAAUUAUUGAGCUCCGUGGGCCAGACAAACCGCGGGGCCUUCUCAAAGAGUUGCUCCGGCGCUUUGGGAGUGGCCUGAAGAGCUUAUACGAUGCGGUUCCAGAGAUCUGUGAUAUUUCAGUUGACCUGAGAACGCACGUGAUUACGCUGAACGGUACGUCGGAAGCUCUUGUAAACCUGAUGGCAAAAUUUGAGAAAGCAAAACAGUCGCUGCCGGCUGCGGACGCGAAUUUCUUGGCGGAGGAUCAAGAGCUGUGCCCUGCAUGUUUUUGUGAGGUGGACAAUCCCUAUCAACUUGCAACGUGUGGUCACGUGUACUGCCGAGGUUGUGUCAUCAAUCUUAUCGAGGCUAAGCAGUUCCCGCUCACAUGCGCAUACGAAGAUUGCAGCACAUUGCUAGCUAUCCACGACGUAGACAACCUCAAAGAAUGGGACAUCGUAAAUGACAUAAUCACGGCAUCCCUUGAGUCGUUUGUUGCGGCCAAUCAGGAUAAGGCACGUCAUUGUCCAUCACCGGAUUGUCCAAUGGUGUACCGCGUUCGUGGUGACGGGAAGAUGUUCAAGUGCAGUGAAUGUGAAACUGAGGUUUGCACGUGCUGCCACAAGUCUUACCACGUGGGUAUCUCGUGCGAGGACUACGCUUUAUCGAAAACAGAGAUUGGUCAGGAACACCUGGUAGAAAAAUGGAUGCGGGAAGACCCUUUAAACAGGAAGCGCUGUCCAAAAUGCAGAACAGGGAUCGAGAAAAAUCAAGGUUGUUCUUACAUGGGAUGUAAAUGUGGGGCACAUAUCCACUGGAACUGUAUGAAGUUGUUUGAUUCAAGUGGGGCUGUGUACGAUCACCAGAGGCAUUGUAAUUAAUGAGACUGAAUGAGAUUUCUGUUCUGUGUACAAUCACCAUCUGCAUUGUAAUCAAUGAGACUGAAUGAGAUUUGUGUUCUGUGAACUGUCACCAGGAUCAUUGUACCCAAUGAGACUGAAUGCGAUUUGUAUUCUGUGAACUGUCACCAGGGUCAUUGUACCCAAUGAGACUGAAUGCGAUUUGUAUUCUGUGAACUGUCACCAGGGGCAUUGUACCCAAUGAGACUGAAUAAGAUUUGUGUUCUGUGAACUGUCACCAUGGUCAUUAUACCCAAUGAGACUGAAUGCGAUUUGUAUUCUGUUCUGUGAACUGUCACCUGGUGCAUUGUACCCAAUGAGACUGAAUGAGAUUUGUAUUCUGUGAACUGUCAACAGGGUCAUUGUACCCAAUGAGACUGAAUGCGAUUUGUAUUCUGUUCUGUGAACUGUCACCUGGGGCAUUAUACCCAAUGAGACUGAAUGAGAUUUGUAAUCUGUGAACUUUCACCAGGGUCAUUGUACCCAAUGAGACUGAAUGAGAUUUGUAUUCUGUGAACUGUCACCAGGGUCAUUGUAAUCAUUGAGACUGAAUGCGAUUUGUAUUCUGUGAACUGUCACCAGGGUCAUUGUACCCAAUGAGACUGAAUGCGAUUUGUAUUCUGUGAACUGUCACCAGGGUCAUUGUACCCAAUGAGACUGAAUGCGAUUUGUAUUCUGUGAACUGUCACCAGGGGCAUUGUACCCAAUGAGACUGAAUGAGAUUUGUAUUCUGUUCUGUGAACUGUCACCAGGGUCAUUGUACCCAAUGAGACUGAAUGAGAUUUGUAUUCUGUUCUGUGAACUGUCACCAGGGCCAUUGUACCCAAUGAGACUGAAUGAGAUUUGUAUUCUGUGAACUGUCACCAGGGGCAUUGUAACCAACGAGACUGUGAAUGAGAUUUGUAGGUUCUUGUAGGUUCUUUAUACGAACACCAGAGAAAUUGUUGAUUAUAAGACUCUACCAUAGUUGCGGCUUUGUUCUGUGCUCAGGAACAGUCCCCUGAUUGUAAAAGAUCAGGCGCGUACUCAGGAUUGGCGGGGGUGGACAAGAGAACGCGACUGCUUGAUGUUCUUGAGCUUGUGUUUGACCAAUUCUCACUUGUGUUGCGCUUCCGUUUGCGCUUACGCCUUUCUGCACUUCAGCUUGAUCGUAAGUGCUUAUUACCAGUGACAGUUGAGCCCCGUGCAAACUGCGCCAACACCUGUCAGCAUUGCUGGCGAAUUUUCGCUUGACUGACUAUAGGACAAUGAAAAUGGGAAAUUGACUUUCUGACAUUUCCUCUGUCCAAUGCUGGCGGGUGCUGUCACCGGAAACAUGGACUUUUCCGUAAGAAGGCCCCAGUCGAGCGAGAGCUUUGAAAAUAACGAAUGCUGCUGGACGCAACAAGAAAAAUAUAAUCAAUACUGACCAGUUCUUAAAUACAGGCCCGUAGCCAGGGGUGGUUCGGAAGAACUGGAAGGUCCACUCUAAUUAAGGAAAACUAUAAGUACCACUACAAGGUAGGACUGAUUUGAAGCAAGAGAGUAUUGAAGUCUAUUUAGCGACCGAGCAAGAUAAUGAGUAUUUCCCAUUUUUAAAUGACGCAAAGUGCUCUCGUCAAAUAGAUGGCCCAGCCGACCAUCAGUCCCUUCAACGGAACCUGGACAGUCUCCUUUACUGGUCCAGCAUAUGGGAACUAUCUUUCAAUGUUACCAAGUGUGAGACCUUGAGAAUAACUAAGAAGCGUACCAGCGAAGCUCCAUCUCUCGCGAUCAGUCCCUACUUACUGGGUGACCUUGCCCUGGCGAAUGUCACCUCGCAGAAAGAUCUUGGUGUUACGGUCAACAACUCCCUCUCAUGGAGCCUUCACACGAAAAGGGGUUGCCAAAGCUAACCGGAUGCUCGGCAUUUUCGCCGGCAUUGCGCAAUAAAAGAGACUGAUCGCAAGAAGUUACUGUAUAUCACCUUCGUGCGCUCACACCUCGGUUACAGUAAAAAAAUUCCAACUUACGUCUGUGUGAGGGCGUGCAGAGGCGCGCAACGCGUUUUAUCCUUUCCUGCCACUCGAAUCCUGACCUGAGACCCAACUAUAUAUCACGCCUUCUAACUUUGAAUUUACUCCCCCUGUCACACUGGCUAGAAUACAAAGAUCUGUGUUUCCUCUUCAAAGCCAUUACGGAGGACCAUGACCUUCCAUUAGACAAAUUUGUCACAGUUAAUAGAGCACUAGGGCUGCAUCCGCUACACUAACUUUCCGCCCUAAUCGUUUCCGUACAUCACUUUUCAGGGGUUCACUCUUUCAAUCGCAUUAUAAAACUAUGGAACAGUCUUCCAGAACCUAUUAGAUCUUCUCCUUCUGUUGAAUCUUUUAAGAAAAAUGUAAAAACACUAUAUUUCAACAAAUUGAACUCUGAUUUUGACCCCGAUCGGGUGCAUAACUGGAAAACAGUGUGGCCCUCGAGUCCGUUCGCCUCCCCUCUCGGCACUUAUUGUUGUCUGUUUUUGUGUUAAUUGUUGUAUUUUUUUGUUUCAUAUUAGUGUGGAGGAAGCCUCUAAAUAAAAGAGAAUAAUCCAC
Messenger RNA from Nematostella vectensis (starlet sea anemone), 9375 nucleotides. RefSeq names its product ATP-dependent RNA helicase DEAH12, chloroplastic. Gene Ontology annotation, cellular component: intracellular anatomical structure; catalytic step 2 spliceosome. The transcript is spliced from 4 exons. NCBI's taxonomy places the organism in Eukaryota, Metazoa, Cnidaria, Anthozoa, Actiniaria, Edwardsiidae. Gene Ontology annotation, molecular function: RNA binding; ATP binding; zinc ion binding. The record is from RefSeq and is a predicted model, not a curated record. Gene Ontology annotation, biological process: spliceosomal complex disassembly. Bases 263 to 6802 code for a protein of 2179 amino acids.